CCAGAACAGUCUCCUCCCUCCACCCCCUUCCUCCUUUCCCAAGCGCAGAGGUCCCCUCCUCUGCAGACAACAGCUGCUAGAUCCGAACGGGAGGAGUGCUUUUUGCAUUCCUGGCUGCCUGCUUGGGCUGCUGAAGGGGCUGCUGCCUUCUACCAGGAGAAGAAAAGGAUCUCAAAUCUUCCGGAUCACUUCCUCUCGUAGGAAACUAUUGAGCACAGGAAUAAAGAUGGCUGCUGAACCGGAAGACAAUUGCAUCAGCUUUGUGGAAAUGAAGUUUAUUAACAAUACACUUUACUUUGUAGCUGAAAACGAUGAAGACCUGGAAUCGGAUUACUUUGGCAAGCUUGAACCUAAACUCUCAAUCAUACGAAAUCUGAACGACCAAGUCCUUUUCAUUAACCAGGGACAUCAAGCCGUGUUUGAGGAUAUGCCUGAUUCUGACUGUUCAGAUAAUGCACCUCAGACCGUAUUUAUUAUAUAUAUGUAUAAAGAUAGCCUCACUAGAGGUCUGGCAGUAACCAUCUCUGUGCAGUGUAAGAAAAUGUCUACUCUCUCCUGUAAGAACAAAACUCUUUCCUUUAAGGAAAUGAGUCCUCCUGAUAAUAUUGAUGAUGAAGGAAAUGACAUCAUAUUCUUUCAGAGAAGUGUUCCUGGACAUGAUGAUAAGAUACAGUUUGAGUCUUCAUUGUACAAAGGAUACUUUCUAGCUUGUAAAAAAGAGAACGACCUUUUCAAACUCAUUUUGAAAGAAAAGGAUGAAUGUGGAGAUAAAUCUAUAAUGUUCACUGUUCAAAACAAGAACUAGAUAUUAAAACUGCAUGGUUUGAA
Messenger RNA from Sus scrofa (pig), 828 nucleotides. RefSeq names its product interleukin 18 (gene IL18). Gene Ontology annotation, biological process: positive regulation of gene expression; cellular response to lipopolysaccharide; cytokine-mediated signaling pathway. Gene Ontology annotation, molecular function: cytokine activity. NCBI's taxonomy places the organism in Eukaryota, Metazoa, Chordata, Mammalia, Artiodactyla, Suidae. The record is from RefSeq and is a predicted model, not a curated record.